Boleophthalmus pectinirostris (great blue-spotted mudskipper) is the source of this 2244-nucleotide messenger RNA. RefSeq names its product heat shock 60 protein 1 (gene hspd1). The transcript is spliced from 10 exons. Bases 1 to 1728 code for a protein of 575 amino acids. The record is from RefSeq and is a predicted model, not a curated record. Gene Ontology annotation, cellular component: mitochondrial inner membrane; mitochondrial matrix. NCBI's taxonomy places the organism in Eukaryota, Metazoa, Chordata, Actinopteri, Gobiiformes, Gobiidae. Gene Ontology annotation, molecular function: protein-folding chaperone binding; ATP binding; ATP-dependent protein folding chaperone. Gene Ontology annotation, biological process: protein import into mitochondrial intermembrane space; T cell activation; mitochondrial unfolded protein response.
AUGUUCCGUUUACCCACAGUCAUGAAGCAGGUCAGACCAGUGUGCAGGGCGCUGGCACCUCACCUCACAAGAGCCUAUGCAAAGGAUGUCAAGUUUGGGGCAGAUGCCCGAGCACUUAUGCUGCAGGGAGUAGAUCUGCUGGCUGAUACUGUGGCUGUUACUAUGGGUCCAAAGGGUCGCACUGUCAUCAUUGAACAGUCCUGGGGCAGCCCUAAGGUCACAAAGGAUGGUGUAACGGUAGCUAAAGCCAUUGAUCUGAAGGACAAGUACAAAAACAUUGGGGCCAAGCUGGUUCAGGAUGUAGCCAAUAACACCAAUGAAGAGGCAGGAGAUGGCACGACCACUGCAACAGUGUUGGCUCGAGCCAUCGCCAAAGAGGGCUUCGAUACCAUCAGUAAAGGUGCCAACCCUGUGGAAAUCCGUCGCGGGGUGAUGAUGGCCGUGGAGACUGUUAUAAAUGAGCUGAAAAAGCUCUCCAAACCGGUCACAACACCAGAGGAGAUUGCACAGGUGGCUACCAUUUCCGCCAAUGGGGAUGUGGAAAUUGGUAACAUAAUUUCUAAUGCCAUGAAAAAAGUGGGUCGCAAAGGAGUAAUUACUGUCAAGGAUGGAAAAACUCUUCACGAUGAGUUGGAAAUAAUUGAGGGCAUGAAGUUUGACCGUGGUUACAUAUCGCCUUAUUUUAUCAACACUGCCAAAGGUCAGAAAUGUGAGUUUCAAGAUGCCUACUUGUUGCUGAGUGAGAAGAAAAUUUCGAGUGUCCAGAGCAUUGUGCCAGCUUUGGAAAUUGCCAAUCAACACCGCAAACCUUUGGUCAUUGUGGCAGAAGACGUCGAUGGCGAGGCCCUCAGCACACUGGUUCUCAACAGGCUCAAAGUUGGGCUGCAGGUAGUAGCAGUAAAGGCCCCUGGAUUUGGUGACAACAGAAAAAAUCAGCUGAGAGACAUGGCCAUCGCCACUGGAGGCACUGUAUUUGGAGAUGAGGCUAUUGGCUUGGCUCUUGAAGACAUUCAGCCUCAUGACUUUGGCAAAGUUGGUGAGGUACAAAUUACAAAGGAUGACACCCUGCUGCUGAGGGGAGGAGGCAACCCAGCUGAUGUUGAGAAGCGCGCAGCAGAAAUUGUAGAGCAGUUGGAAAGCACCACCAGUGACUAUGAAAAGGAGAAACUCAACGAGAGACUUGCCAAACUGUCUGAUGGUGUGGCUGUGCUAAAGAUUGGAGGAACUAGUGAUGUGGAGGUGAAUGAGAAGAAGGACCGUGUGACAGAUGCGCUGAAUGCCACACGAGCUGCUGUGGAGGAGGGCAUUGUUCCUGGAGGAGGCUGUGCACUGCUACGCUGCAUCCCAUCACUAGAGGGCUUAAAAACUGCCAACUCUGACCAGCAGAUAGGUGUGGACAUUAUUAAGCGAGCACUUCGUAUUCCUGCCAUGACCAUUGCCAAGAACGCAGGAGUAGAGGGCUCUUUAGUUGUAGAGAAAAUCCUGCAGGGACCACAUGAGAUUGGCUACGAUGCGCUACAGGGAGAAUAUGUCAAUAUGGUGGAGAAGGGCAUCAUUGACCCCACUAAGGUUGUAAGAACAGCAUUAUUGGAUGCUGCUGGAGUAGCGUCACUCCUCUCCACAGCUGAGGCCGUCGUUACAGAGAUCCCUAAAGAGGAGAAGGAGAUGCCUGGUGGUAUGGGAGGCAUGGGGGGCAUGGGGGGCAUGGGAGGUGGUAUGGGUUUCUAAGAAGACCUGUGACCGGUUGAAUGGACUAAUGGACAGAGCGGUGACAGUGGUAGGAUACAAUCCUGCAAGAACCUGCUCACCCAUGUUUGCCCAAAUCUGCCAUUAUUGACUGUCUGACUGUGGAAGCUGGAGUUUAUCGAAUCAUGUUUUUUUUUGGUUCAUAAGUAUAGUAAAAAACUGGAAGGAUUAUCUCCAUAGCAUCACAACAUCCCUCCACAAAUCUCUAGUGGCUUGGGCAAGUGACAUUACAACAUAUGAACACUUCAUUGCUCACAGUAAAAUAAAUGGAUAUAUGUUGACAUUACAACGACAUGAUCACUUAUCCUCUAACAUUGUGAAUCUAUUGAUUAUGCUGUUUAUUACUGCAAAGUGAGAUGAAAAGUCAAAUGAGUCUGUUUCCUUAACUUUUGUUUUUCAUGUGUUUAAUUAUUUCCUUUUUAUAUUUGUUAUGGUUUUGUCUGAUACUUAUUGGUACAAAAUCUGUCAUGUAAUUGAUUAAAUCAAUUUUGUUACUAA